GAUGGCAGGGGCAGGCGGCAGCAUGGCGGCUGAUGAAUCGGACCCGCUGCGGCUCUUCGUGAGCAUCGGGCUGAGCGAGAGCAAGGCUCGCGAGACCCUUCGGAACGAGGCGCUCACCGCGUUGCUCCGCGAGGCAGUCGUACAGGCACAAAGAAUCCUGGGUCCAGUGAUUGACAAGACAGUCGGCACCCUGUUGUACAAUGUGGCUUCCCGGCUUAAGGACUCAAAGCGUCUUGGUGACCUUGUUGAGUACAUUGCUACCAAAAAGAUCAUCACGGAUCUGCAGCUCAAUGCUGCUCUGGAAUAUCUUAAAAAUCACCCUGUGGAUCCCAUUAAUACAGCAGACUUCGACAGAGAAUGUGGCAUUGGCGUGGUCGUUACACCGGAACAGAUUGAAGAGGCAGUGAGGCCCGGAGCAAGUUGAAAUGGGCAGAUGGCAAAAUAAUUAAAAACGAAGUGGACCUACAGGUUCUAAACUUAUUAGGCCCAAAGACAGAAGCUGACCUGGAAAAGAAAUCCAAGACCCCGAAGGCCCGUAAUACUGAGCCAGAGCAGGGGAAAUCAAUGGUGGUGGAAAAUGGGGAACCACACCAAGAGACAAAAUCGCUCCUGGAGCAGCUGAGAGGGGAAGCACUCAAAUUCCACAAGCCAGGUGAGAACUAUAAAACUGAAGGCUACAUCGUUACACCUAAUACCAUGAAUCUAUUGAAGAAGCAUUUAGAGAUCACAGGUGGACAGGUCCGUACACGAUUCCCUCCUGAACCCAAUGGCAUUCUGCACAUCGGUCACGCCAAGGCUAUCAAUUUCAAUUUUGGCUUUGCCAAGGCAAACGGUGGAAUUUGCUUCCUGCGUUAUGACGACACAAACCCUGAAAAAGAAGAGGAGAAGUAUUUUACGGGCAUCCUAGACAUAGUGGAGUGGCUAGGAUACACUCCGUAUGCAGUGACGCAUGCCUCUGACUAUUUUGAUGAGUUGUAUGCCUUGGCAGUGGAUCUCGUUAGAAGAGGCCAUGCUUAUGUUUGCCACCAGAAGGUGGAAGAAAUCAAAGGACACAAUCCACCCCCUUCUCCAUGGCGAGACCGGCCGAUUGAAGAGUCUCUCCUUCUUUUUGAGGACAUGCGCAAAGGAAAGUUUGGAGAGGGAGAGGCCACGUUGCGCAUGAAGAUGGUGAUGGAGGAUGGGAAAAUGGACCCUGUUGCUUAUCGCAUUAAAUAUACACCACACCACCGCAGUGGUGACAAAUGGUGCAUUUAUCCUACCUAUGACUAUACGCAUUGCCUUUGUGACUCACUGGAGAACAUUACUCACUCACUCUGCACCAAAGAGUUUCAAGCCAGACGUUCUUCCUAUUUCUGGCUCUGCAAUGCCUUGGAUGUGUACUGCCCAGUGCAGUGGGAAUACGGACGCCUCAAUCUCGUUUACACGGUGGUCUCGAAACGUAAAAUCAUCCGCCUGGUUGAGGCAGGGGCUGUCAGGGACUGGGAUGACCCAAGACUUUUUACUUUGACUGCUCUUCACCGCCGAGGCUUUCCACCGGAGGCGAUCAACAACUUCUGUGCAAAGGUGGGUGUAACGGUUGCCCAGUGCACCACGGAGCCUCAUAUGCUGGAAGCUUGUGUACGGGAAGUGCUGAACGAACAGGCGCCUCGUGUCAUGGCUGUCCUGGAACCACUACGAGUGACCAUCACUAAUUUUCCAGCACCACACAAAAACAUAAUCAUCCGUGUGCCCAAUUUCCCUGCUGACGAGACCAAAGGCUUCCAUGAAGUCCCCUUCCAGCCAACCCUCUACAUUGAGCAAAGUGACUUCCGAGAGGUUCCAGAUAAAGGCUACAAGCGGUUAGCACUGGGCCAGCCAGUGGGUUUGAGGCACACUGGCUACGUCAUUGCUGUUCAGAAUAUCAUUAAGGAUACCAAUGGACAGGUCAAAGAGGUAGAAGUGACUUGCACGAAGUCAGAAGCAGCAGAGAAGCCCAAGGCCUUUAUCCACUGGGUGUCAGAUCCUCUUGUGUGUGAGGUUCGCCAGUAUGAGCAGCUGUUCCUGCAUAAGAAUCCAGAAGACUCCACAGAAGUGCCAGGAGGGUUCCUGAGUGACAUCAAUCCUGACUCCCUUCAUGUGAUUGAAGAGGCUCUGGUGGAUCGAUCUGUAUAUGGAGCCAAGCCGUUCACCAAAUUCCAAUUUGAGCGGCUGGGGUACUUUUCACUAGAUCCUGACAGCACAAAUGCAAAGCUGGUGUUCAAUCGGACAGUGACCUUGAAAGAGGAUCCAGGGAAAGCAUGAUGGCGUUUCCCUAACAAUAUCUCAACAUAGACAAAAUUGCUCGGAUGUUAUUUCUCCCUCUUUCUGUGGAGGGAGAGGGGGGCAUACAGCCCAAGCCCAGUUUUCUACUAUAAUGCUACUGUUGCCUUAAUGCAUACCCUGAAUACACAAUCGAUUGCACCAAUAAUCAUCAUAAUAAAAAUAAGCUUGGAGAAAUUCUGUGUGGAUGAUGAUGAUGAUGGGAUGGGAGAUUGUGGGUGCAAUGGGAUAGCAGUCAAGAUCAUUCAGACAGCCUUUGAUGUUCACCUUUGCAUGAUCAACUUUCCCAUGGCAGAAAUAAAAAAAGAGCAUUUACACUAUACAGGGGUCUGGCAAAAAGGAGUUUGUUCACUCACCUCUUGCAAAGCCGCCAGCCAGUUUUAACACUGAGUUUGAGUAAGCCCAUUCUCACAUUUUCUAAUAAUCUAUUUUACAUGUUUUUAUUAAAAAUAGUUUUCCUAUAGUAUGAUGUGAUAUAUUAUUCUCUUUCUUUCCAUACUCUUAUCUUCUCUCUCUGUCCACUUUCUCACCAUACAGGACCAACUACUUAAAUUCAAGAAUUAGAAACUGUGGGAAUAUUGGAAAUUAUAUCAUUAAAAUGUAGGGGGGAAAUUCCACAUUUUAAAAGGAUCUUUAGAAACAGCAAUGGACAGCAGCACCCAUUCAUCCAUUUCUUUCUUCAAUGUCUUCUUAAAGUUUUUAAUAUAGAAUAGAAUAGAACAG
This is a messenger RNA of Thamnophis sirtalis, 3021 nucleotides long. The record is from RefSeq and is a predicted model, not a curated record. NCBI's taxonomy places the organism in Eukaryota, Metazoa, Chordata, Lepidosauria, Squamata, Natricidae.